Molecule: messenger RNA, 2865 nt
Organism: Crotalus tigris (Tiger rattlesnake)
Lineage: Eukaryota; Metazoa; Chordata; Lepidosauria; Squamata; Viperidae
Exons: 2
Coding region: 639-2186 (515 amino acids)
Molecular function (GO): nucleic acid binding; zinc ion binding
Source: RefSeq, a predicted model, not a curated record
CAGCGUGAUACCUACCUGCCUAUAUCCCUAUAUUCGGCGUUGAUUGUGACGACGGGUGAUCCAGGAGCUCCCAGUCAGUCCCGUUGGCGUCGCGAACUGAACCACCAACGCUGUUACGAGAUUGUUGCUGGCGCCUCUACAGUGGCAGGCGAACGGACCAUGUGACCACCUAACGUGGAUAGCAGACUUUCGGACAACCACGAUGUAUUGCAUGGAGUGGGAGGGGCCGAAUUAGGGAGGCGUAAUGAGUCAUAGUUUUGGCUGGGACGCUGGGUCUGACAGGUUUGGACGCUGGGAAAGCAGGGGGACAGUGUGAAUGUAACACUAGGAUUCAAUGUGCUAAUGGACGUACGUUGGAGAGGCUGGGUGGAGUUUUAUCACGGGGGGGUGGCUGGGCAUAGCACGGGUGGAGUCUCGUUAUAAGUGAUAAUUGGGGUGUGUACUCUGGGCGUGGUGCUGCGAUGUAUUUAGAGCGCUGGGGCAGAGCUCCUCCCAGUGCUAACUUUGUUUUCAACAUAGUGAAUUAAACCUUGUUGGAUACUGCAACGUUCCUGUUUUCUUGGCUUUCUUGAAGCACAGUUAGGACGUUCUUUCAUUAAGUUAGCACUCACCCCGAAGCCAUCCAAUAACGUGGUGAAAUGGCGGAGGGAACGCAGGGAGUGGAUCCGGUGGAGGCUGAGGAGUCCAUAGAGUCCGCCGAACAGCUGGAGGGCCCAGCUGUUGGCGAAGCAGGAGACGAUCAGCCGGUGGUUCGGCCGAAGGAGAAGCUGCGCAUUCCUGGGGUCGCGGAGCCGGGGGCGAGGCAGCAGGGCUCGGUAGUUGCAGAUGGCGAAUGGUGGCUUAGUCCUGCACUGUGGCUUCCGGAGGACAGCAGGGAACGGAGGUUGACGCCAAGUUUGACUGGUUGGAGAGAACGCCGGGUGACCGGGGACGACGAAGAGGAAUGGAGCUGUUCCACGGCUCCGGGGCAAUACACCUUAGAUGUCCUUAGGGAGCAGUUUGGGGAACGUGUUUAUCCCGCUAGUCUCCGUGGCCACGCUAGAGGCGUCCCAGGGGCGCGCGUAACAUCUGAUUCCUCUCGUUUCCAAUUGCCAAGUCCGAAGCUUAAAUUACAGCCAAGUAGCCGCUUUCCUCUCCAGGACCCCUUGGCAAGACAGGCUGCAGCAGAGCGUCCCCAGUACAGGCUGGGGGCACGGGAGACUGGAGUUCAGCCAUCAGAUCCCGAUAGGCAAGGGGCGGGGCCCGUAGGAGCAGGAACCCGCCCUGUGCUACACCCAGAAACCGCCCCGUACGUAGGCCAGGUACCAGCCCCAUGGCCUCAAGCUAUGAUAUGGAAUCCUCCUCCCAUUACACUCACUUUUGACGGUGAUCCAGAUCGCCUGGCGGUAUUCCUAAGCCAUGUGCUCAACCAUCUGGACCGUUAUACCACUCUAUACUCGUCUAAUUGGGCAAUGGUGGUUGCAGUGACGGCGAGUUUGCAGGGAGAGGCUGCUGCUUGGGCCGCUGACUUAUACAGCGACCAGGCCAGGGAAUUAGCUGAUGUAGGUCUCUUCCUUGAUGCCUUAAAAACUAGGUUUGAGGACCCAACCCGCUUACAAUGGGCGGAGGCACAGUUAGUGGGCUUACGACAAAGGGGCAGACCAGUGCAGGAUUAUAUCCGGGAUUUCCAAAAGGUGGCAGGGAGGCUUAGGUCGUGGCCAGAUCGUCUGCUGAUCCAUCACUUCCGCACUGGCCUGGAUACUGACAUAUGUCAAGCAUGUGUGGUCAGAGGAAUUGUAGGACGCCUGGCUGAUUGGUUCAAGGCAGCUGUGGAGUUAGAUGUUGGGUUGAGGGAUCGUCCUGGGGCACGUGAGGAACGGCCACAGUCCCGCCGGAAUCAGGACCAGCCCGGGGGCAGCACCAAUCAGAUAACACCAGGCACUGUACUCCCGAGACCUGUCUUCAGGUGCUUCCGUUGCAACCGGCCGGGCCACCGAGCAGCGGAGUGUGUAAUACCCGAGCCAACAGGCACGCCAACAGCGGUUGGUAGGCCAGGUGCCACGCCAAAGAAGAUGAUGGAAAAGUCGCGAAUUGCUUACCAAAUGGGACAGACGCCUGUCCAGCAACCCCCAGGUGUUGCAUCCCCUGCGUUGGAGGAAUAUGAAGAGGAAGGUCCGGUGGAAGAUCCAAUGGGGGCCUUGUGGUGAGGGGAAGCCGAAUGUCAGACCCAGCGUGAUACCUACCUGCCUAUAUCCCUAUAUUCGGCGUUGAUUGUGACGACGGGUGAUCCAGGAGCUCCCAGUCAGUCCCGUUGGCGUCGCGAACUGAACCGCCAACGCUGUUACGAGAUUGUUGCUGGCGCCUCUACAGUGGCAGGCGAACGGACCAUGUGACCACCUAACGUGGAUAGCAGACUUUCGGACAACCGGGAUGUAUUGCAUGGAGUGGGAGGGGCCGAAUUAGGGAGGCGUAAUGAGUCAUAGUUUCGGCUGGGACGCUGGGUCUGACAGGUUUGGACGCUGGGAAAGCAGGGGGACAGUGUGAAUAUAACACUAGGAUUCAAUGUGCUAAUGGACGUACGUUGGAGAGGCUGGGUGUGGUGUGGGUGGAGUUUUAUCAUGGGGAGGUGGCUGGGCGUAGCACGGGUGGAGUCUCGUUAUAAGUGAUAAUUGGGGUGUGUAUUCUGGGCGUGGUGCUGCGAUGUAUUUAGAGCGCUGGGGCAGGGCUCCUCCCAGUGCUAACUUUGUUUUCAACAUAGUGAAUUAAACCUUGUUGGAUACUGCAAUGUUCCUGUUUUCUUGGCUUUCUUGAAGCACAGUUAGGACGUUUUUUCACCUGUAUAGCAUUUUAUUCAGACUGUGAUUCUUAAGCCAGACAUAUAAGAGU